CUGUUCCUCACUCUACAUCUUCAUCUUGACCUUGGAACUUCGUCUUCCUCUCGGUUCACCUACAAUAAACAUCCAAGAUGGCUGAUUCUGCCGGAUCAGAUUCCGCCGCUCCCUUAUCGGAACUCCCUCUAGAGAAACUCGAACCAAAUACCACGUCACCACCAGUGAAAUCUCCUCGCCCUCACGUCGAUGAUUUGGCCACAUCCAUUCUCAGCCAUGACGAUACACCCGCGCCCGCAGUCCAGGAUCAGAAGGCAUCGCUAGCCGCUCGCAUGGCUCGCUUUAAAAGUCUUCGAUCGGUGAAGAUUGCCGCAAAAAAGGAGACACGUGAGGUUGGCGCACUUGAACCGAAACAGGAUCAGGUUGAAGAAGAUCAACAACAAAGAAAGCUGGAAGAGAAGCGAGCGAGAGCGCAAUUCAAACUUGAGAAGAUGAAUGAUCCUGAUGGGCGCAAACAGGCGUUCGACUAUACAGCAGAAGAAUCCCAGCAAUGGGACAAGCGCACGACGAGAAAGCGGAAGAAUCGCGAAGAUAAUGCAUUCAAUAAUCACGAAAGGGAAGCCAACAAGACCUAUAAACGCCAAGUUCGACGAAUGGACGACGCCAAUCGUGAACGUUACCAAUUACAAAAAGCGGAAAAGAUCCAAGAACACCUGGACAAGGGUUGGCUACAGCUCCUCGAGGACGAGAAUGGCGAGAAAUUCGUUUAUGAUCCAAAGACCGGAAAAAGGAACGAGCCAGCGGAGGAGGAAUAUCAGCCCAACCACCACAAGCCAUCUGCCGAAGACAUCGACAGGGCCGUGGACGACGAGGUCAGGCGUGAGCGGGCUCGACUAGAGGCACGCGCCAAACGAAUGGCGAACCAAGAUGACGGCGGUGAUGUAACUGCCAUCAACGAGAAGAACAAGCAGUUCAAUAACAAACUCGCGAGAUUCUACAAUAAGUUCACUACCGAGACAAGGGAGAACUUCGAACGUGGCACUGCUAUCUAAGGGGAUCACGAACCGGUCUUUAGAGACACAAAUCAUUAAUUAUCCAUGCUAUACCCUUUUGUAAUUCUUGCGGAGUUUGGGAAGGCCGUCUAGCUCUCGGAGUGCUUGGCUUGGUUUCGGGUUAUGAAUAGUUUCAAGCCAAAUGAAAUUUAUGACGGGACGAUUCUGUAAAAAGCAUCGUGCUCACAUCCUUGUUUG
Aaosphaeria arxii CBS 175.79 is the source of this 1190-nucleotide messenger RNA. RefSeq lists its product as uncharacterized. Gene Ontology annotation, cellular component: Prp19 complex; catalytic step 2 spliceosome; post-mRNA release spliceosomal complex. The transcript has a single exon. The coding region runs from base 78 to 992 and encodes 304 amino acids. The record is from RefSeq and is a predicted model, not a curated record. Lineage: Eukaryota; Fungi; Ascomycota; Dothideomycetes; Pleosporales.